GGUAGUUUAGCCAUGGGAAAUGUGGGGUUACAGGAGUAGGAUGGGAUGCACGUUGGAGGGUCGACACAGACUCAAUGGGCUGAAUGGCCUCUUUCCACACUAUAGGGAUUCUAUGAUUUAGUGGGAAAAAUUGUUUAGUUAUUGGAUGUGCAGGCCAGGGCUUUUGUGGCACAGUGAUAGCAUCCCUAUCUCUGAACCAGGAGGCCCAGGUUCAGUCCUGCUUGCUCUAGAGAUUUGCAAUAACAUCACUGAACAGGUUGAUUAGAAAAUAUAAAUGCGAUUGAAUUGCAGUACAAUAGAUGUGGAGGCUAAGAGCUCUUGUAGUCCAGUGGUGGUGUCCCUUCAUCUGGACCAGAAGUCUAGAUUCAAGUCCAACUUGCUCCAGAGUUGUGCAGUAACAUCUGAGCAGGUUGUUUCGAAGAUAUCUGGAUGUAUAGGCCAUUGGUGUCUCUUGUGGCAAAACAGUAGUGCAUUAGAGUAUUGUUUACUGUUUUAGCUACUUUCCUGAGGAAGGUUACACUUCUCCUGGGGAGAGAGUGCAAUGGAAGAUCACAGUUUUGGGUUGUGGAAUAUUUUGAGGAGAGCAGGCCUUAUUUCCUAGAAUUUCAAAGAAUGAGAGUUGAUUUGAUUCAAACUGACAAAAUUCUUAAAAGGCAUGACAGGAGGAAUGUAGAUAUUUCUCCUUGCCAGUGAGUUUAAAACCAUGAGAUGUAAUUUCAAGUUAAAGGAUAAACCAUUUAAGAUUGACAUGAGGAGGAAAUUUCAUCUUUGACAAAAUGGUAGAUCUUUGCAGUUUUCUAAUCCAGUGAGAUGUGAAAACUCAAUCAUUGAGCAUGGUAAUGACAGAAAUCUAUAGAUUUCUGGAGACUAAUAUCAUUAAGAGUGCCACAUUCCCAAACUGAGGUAGAUGAUCAGCCGUGACCUAAUUGAAUGGUGGAGUCGGGUAUGUUGUUUAAUUUUCCAAUGUAGGAAUUUAACCAUUUUAAACUCCUGUAUUUCUCUAUGGAGGGGGUUUGGGUAGAGUGUUUUCUACUUCUGCUAAGGAAUGCCCAUGGAACUAACUCAAGUUUUAACAAUGAUUCCAGUUAGAUUUUUCAGCAAUGCACCUGACUUUGUGAGGACACGCUAUAUUUUGGAAAUGCUGCUCCAAAUUAAACUAAUUUAACUUUGUAACUGUAAGGGUAUUUGUCACCAACAGAAAUUUGUUCACAGAGACAGCUCAUCAUUGACAAUUUACUCUGGGAAAGUAUUGCAAUAAAAUAUCUAAGUAAUGUCCUAUGUUGCAGGUAGUGAUGAUGUUAUAGGCCCUGAAGACAUGGAGAAAUUCUGUGAAGAUAUUGGAGUUGAACCUGAAAAUGUGGUGAUGUUGGUGCUUGCCUGGAAGUUGGAUGCCCAGAGCAUGGGUUACUUCACUCUACAAGAAUGGUUGAAGGGAAUGACCUUAUUACAGUGUGACACAACAGAGAAACUGAGAAAUUCAUUAGAUUACUUGAGAUCAUUGUUGAAUGAACCCACAAAUUUUAAACUUGUAUACAGAUACGCCUUUGAUUUUGCCCGGGAAAAGGACCAGCGUAGUUUGGAGAUUAGCACUGCUAAAUGCAUGCUGGGACUACUUCUAGGAAAAACCUGGCCACUCUUUCCAGCCUUCCAUCAGUUCCUUGAGCAAUCCAAGUAUAAAGUGAUCAACAAGGACCAGUGGUGCAAUGUGCUCGAAUUUAGCAGAACAAUUAACCUUGAUCUUAGCAACUAUGAUGAAGAUGGGGCUUAAAACUCUUAAGUAACG
Messenger RNA from Rhincodon typus (whale shark), 1783 nucleotides. It is a transcript of the gene dcun1d4, whose product is annotated as DCN1, defective in cullin neddylation 1, domain containing 4 (S. cerevisiae). The transcript is spliced from 6 exons. The record is from RefSeq and is a predicted model, not a curated record. Gene Ontology annotation, cellular component: ubiquitin ligase complex. Gene Ontology annotation, biological process: positive regulation of ubiquitin-protein transferase activity; protein neddylation. The coding region runs from base 1271 to 1768 and encodes 165 amino acids. Lineage: Eukaryota; Metazoa; Chordata; Chondrichthyes; Orectolobiformes; Rhincodontidae. Gene Ontology annotation, molecular function: ubiquitin conjugating enzyme binding; cullin family protein binding; ubiquitin-like protein binding.